Messenger RNA from Oryza brachyantha (malo sina), 1158 nucleotides. RefSeq lists its product as uncharacterized. The transcript is spliced from 5 exons. Lineage: Eukaryota; Viridiplantae; Streptophyta; Magnoliopsida; Poales; Poaceae. The record is from RefSeq and is a predicted model, not a curated record. Bases 259 to 987 code for a protein of 242 amino acids.
GCCGCCUCGUCCGGCGACUACCUCGCACCGCCUUCCUCGCUCCCCCAUCCGGAGCGGGUCCUCGGUCCCUGGAUACCCCAUCGUCCGAUCAGUAACGACUCCCUCCGGUUCCUCCCGGCUCGCUUUCAGUGCGCUCGAGCUAUCUUCUCCAUGGCUUCUUCUGAGAAAAUGCAGUAAUCAUUGGAGGAGCAUUCUCUAAUUGGAACAUAUGACUCAAGCCAACUACAAUACCCAGAGCUGCUGAGGUUUUAUGGACAAAUGUCUACAUUGUCAGCUUCAGAAAGUAGGCCAGUGCAAAGAUAUGAGAACUCGUAUCGACGCUACACGUGGCAUAAUCGGGUUGCUCACAAUGCACCGGUUUUGCCAUUUAGAAGAGAAGCACCCAACGGUUGGUGCAGCUAUUAUUCGAUAAUAGCUGCAUUUGAGUCGCAUUUGAGACUUCAACAUAACAUUCAAGAUGAUCUUUCAAUUGAUUAUCUUUGGAGGAAAGAUCGGAAAGUCAAAAAUGAGAUGAUUAAAGAUGGCACUUAUGCAAAGAUGAAAAUGACCAGAAACAUUAGGAUCAUGGAAAUACUAAAAAGAACUGGAAUUCCAACACACAAGUCAUAUGUGUUAUUUUGUCAGGAAAAAGCACCUUGUCUGAUGCACAAGAUAAAGGGAUACGCCAAAUAUGAUGUCAAGUGUCGAGGCCAUAUACGUAUGGCGCUCCGGAAACACCUGUUCCAUGGUCCUAUGGUUGCUGCAUUUUACAUCAGUACUAAUUAUGUGCGAUGCAUGCGAUAUGGUUCUAUAUAUGUCUUCAAUAAGCAUGCUCCUGUUUUGGAUGAAGAAACGAAUGAAAAAAUUAGCCACUCUGUCUGUGUAAUUAGUUUUGGCAUCGAGGGCAAAGUUCCCUUUUUGUUGUUUAGGACUGAGAAUUUGGAUUGGCCAUCUUACGGAAGAGUUCAAUUUCAGUCAGUCAAAGAGUUAUAUGGGAUUGACUUAUGAGAUAUAUUACGAUGUUUUAAACAGCACUCGUUGUAAGAUAUUAUAAAUUUGUUUAAUGGUGUUGUUUAUUUGUAAGAUUAUAUUAGUACGGAACACUUUAUGUCCUAAGAAGAUCGAACUUUGCAUCAUGUACAAGGCUUUCGUGAAGCAGGUUGUCUCUUCUAUCUUUUG